AUGGCUCUUUCAUUCAAAGCCGUCGUCGUGCUCUUUGUCCUCAUUGCCUUCUCCAGCAAAGUCCAUGCAUUUGGCGCAGGCAACAUUGCAUCGAUUGCUCGCAUUGAAGGCCAGAACUGGCGCCAUGGUGAUAUUGAAGACACCCUGUUGACCUUGACCUUGGCUCGUAUUGCGGGUGGUCGCAAAUUCAGCAAGCUGGAUGUGCAGCGUGUAUAUUUCGGAAAUUGGCUGCGAGACUAUAGCCAGGCUGUCGAUGUCGGUACUUUGAAAUACGUUAGCACCGAGGCUAUCCGCAUCCUUAUCUGGGUGCUGGGCUUUUUGAGCUUUGGUUAUGGCACGAAGGAGUUCGAGGUCACCACAGAGCGCCUGCGUUGCUAUGAGCCCACAGAGCAUAUCGAUAACCCGAUGGGCUACGCCGAAGGCGACGAUGCUCGGAACUACGAUGAUCGACUGAGAGGGCCCGUCGACGAGGAACGUGAACUUUCAAUCGACCCCCGCACUGGCCUCAAGAACUACAUUGCCUCAGAGGAUCUUGGUAUUGCGACAUCUGCAGGGUUAGUUCGACGGGUUUUGCUUCGUUGCAUCCAAUUUGGCCGUCGGUACGCCAGCUCGGAGAAUGAGGAGGACUUGCAUGAAGCUCUGCGAUUGCUCGGAACGGGGCUGCAUUGUCUCGAAGACUAUGCUGCGCAUUCCAACUAUACUGAACUGAGCUUGAUCGAACUCGGAGAAUCCGAUGUCUUUCCCCACGUGGGCCGCAACGCCAAGGUUGAGAUCGAGGGAGCCCAGGAUGAAGUCUACCCAAUUGUUACCGGCACCUUUGGCGGCGUGGACUUUUUUCACUCUGUGCUUGGCGAGAUUUCUGACAAGGCCACCCAGUCUGAAGUCCAGUCCCUGGAAAACGUGAUUACAGAGUCCCAAGAUGGCCCCCCGUCCGAUAGUUUCAUUCAAGACCUGCUAAACAAGAUCCCAGAGGGCUUGAUCGGUGACAGCGAUAACCAGAAGGACAAGAUGGACGAGUUCAAAGCGCAGUCGCAAUCUGCCAAGGAAAACUCAGCAAACGUUUCACCGCGCGAACCCGAGGAGUGGACCCGUUAUCUAGACGACGUACACCAACAGAUGUAUCCGAUCCUUGAGUGGCACGACGAUCUGAUCAAGUCGAUCAACAAGGCUAUCGAGCAGAUUCCCGUGUUGCCGGAGUUGGUGGAGCAGAUUCAGGAGCAGAUCACAAUCUUUGUCUUCUCCAUUCUUGCACCCUACGUUGCCCCCAUUAUCGGACAGGUCAAGGCCGAGCUGCAGACUGGCUCCUCUGAAGUCAUCCAGAGCAGUAGAACGCAGCAGCACAUUGUGUUCGAUGAUGAUGACUGUUCGAACCCGACCCAUUCGAUGCUUUCGAAAGACCAUUUCUCAAACAUCCUCAACGAACCAGCAGGAAAGAUCGCAUCCCAGACCAUCAAAUGGACUGUGCCGCAGAUCAUGGAGUGCUGGGACAAUGAAGAUGUUGAUCCCGAGAGGACCCUGGACCGGAUCAUUUCGGGCGUGUUCCACCACCCGGUUCUUCGCGACUAUGGCGAAGAUGGUGCCGUUGACAUGCGCCGAAUCAUGUUUGGCACUGUCCAAGAGUGGUGGGAACAAAAGUCCGGGGAUGAACAGGAUGCCCUCCGGGGGCAACUUUCCCGCGAUGGUGUCCGCGAAGGACUCAACCAUAAAGAAGGUGUCAAUGACUGCGGUCAUGGUUGCGGCAAGCCACUGACGCUGCACAAGGAGGGCAGAAGCAGCUCGGGCGAGACCUCCGACCCAAGCACCGACGCAUUUGGAAAGGCCGCAGGAGACGCCGCCGGCGGCGGUGCAAUCGGUGGCCUAGUCGAGGGUCUCGUGAGUGGCGUUGGUGAUAUGCUACGGGGUGACUCCGACUCUCGUCCCGAAAGAGAAAGCAGCGAAGGGUAUGCGCAGGGAAACCAGUAUAGUGGCGGGUCUGGUGAACAGAAUUACGAGUAUGGUAGUUACGAGAAUAGCGGUCGCCCGCAGCGGUAA
Messenger RNA from Aspergillus campestris IBT 28561, 2031 nucleotides. Its product is annotated as Het-C domain-containing protein. The record is from RefSeq and is a predicted model, not a curated record. NCBI's taxonomy places the organism in Eukaryota, Fungi, Ascomycota, Eurotiomycetes, Eurotiales, Aspergillaceae. The transcript has 3 exons. The coding region runs from base 1 to 2031 and encodes 676 amino acids.